This is a messenger RNA of Carassius carassius (crucian carp), 996 nucleotides long. RefSeq lists its product as uncharacterized. The transcript is spliced from 5 exons. The record is from RefSeq and is a predicted model, not a curated record. Lineage: Eukaryota; Metazoa; Chordata; Actinopteri; Cypriniformes; Cyprinidae. The coding region runs from base 42 to 974 and encodes 310 amino acids.
UUGAAUCCGGAUUCAUUUUACGAGGGGGAAAAGUGGUGAAAAUGAAGCCUCUCUUUAAUUUGCUUGCCGUGAUCUUGUUUUUACACCACUAUGGUGUGUCUGGUGUUGAUACAGACAGAGUGUCAGUGUCUGUGAAGGAGGGAGAUUCAGUCACUCUACACACUGGUGUUGAGACAGGCAAACGAAAUCAUAUUGCAUGGUAUUUUAAUGACACUUGCAUCGCUCAAAUCAAUGGAAAUCUCAGUCAUAAUCAUACAGAUGUUCAGUGUAAUAAAGGGACUGAUCGAUUCAGAGACAGACUGAAGCUGGACAAUCAGACUGGAUCUCUGAAUAUCAUGGACAUCAGAAUCACAGACUCUGGAGAAUAUCAACUACAGAUUAUCAACAGCAGCAGCAGUAAUAAAUUCAAUGUUGAUGUCAGUGGUUUGUUUGCUACUGAACGAUAUCAAAUCAGACAUGUGAUGAACGGAGAAUCUGUCACUUUAGUAUCGGGUGAAACAAAAGACAAGUGUAAUUUAAUGCAGUGGUACUAUAAUGACAAUCUCAUCACUGAAAUGACUGGAUAUCAGAUUAAGAUCUGUACGGAUGAUCAGUGUAAAGAGAGAUUCAGAGACAGACUGAAGCUGAACCAAACCACUGGAUCUCUUACCAUCACGAACAUGAACAUCACACACUCUGGAGUCUAUCAACUACAGAUCAUCAUCAGCAACAGCAGUCUUUGUAUCACCAGAGUGAAGAGAUUCACUGUCACUGUCUUCUUUCCAGCAGUGGGGAUAUGUGUUCUUGUCGUUUUGCUGCUGAUGAGUGCGACUGUAACUGCUGGUGUGAUCUACUGUCGCCAGAAGAAAUAUAAACCCCAAAUAAUGAAUAUAAUGAUGUUAAUAUCCCGCCAUAGAAUCAGAAAGACAUUGCUUAAGGGACUUGGUAUGACGUUAAAUCAGACCCAGGACGAGGCUGGUUAUAAAUUAGUAUGAUGACAUUUAUCAUGUUGAUACU